This is a messenger RNA of Phasianus colchicus (ring-necked pheasant), 3259 nucleotides long. It is a transcript of the gene TNFRSF6B, whose product is annotated as TNF receptor superfamily member 6b. The record is from RefSeq and is a predicted model, not a curated record. Gene Ontology annotation, molecular function: protein binding. Lineage: Eukaryota; Metazoa; Chordata; Aves; Galliformes; Phasianidae.
AGCCCCCACCGACGCCGCCGUGCCUCGUAGACUCUGCGGCGAUGCUGCUCUGCCCCGAUCCGACCGUCCGGCGGCCGCCCAAGCGGGCGUUUGCUCCUCUCCUCCUGCUGCUGGCAGAGCUGGGCUGCAGCUCCCCACCCACGUACCAGUGGAGAGAUGCUGGGACCAAGGAGAAGAUCACCUGCCAGCAGUGCCCGCCGGGGACGUUCGUGGCACAGCACUGCACCAGGGACAGCCCGACAUUGUGCUCGCCCUGCCCCGACCUGCACUACACGCACUACUGGAACUACCUGGAGAAAUGCCUCUACUGCAACGUCAUCUGCGGGGAGCGGCAGGUGGAGGUGCAGCAGUGCAACGCCACUCACAACAGAGCGUGUCAGUGCCAGGAGGGUUUCUAUGCUGAGUUGGAGUUCUGUGUGCAGCACUCCCCGUGCCCACCAGGUGCCGGAGUCGUGAAGUUGGGUUCCCCCUUUGAGAACACGCAGUGCCACACCUGCCCGCGGGGCUCCUUCUCCUCUUCCAGCUCCAGCACUGAGCCGUGCCGGGCGCACCAGAACUGCACGCAGCUGGGGAAGGAGACCAACGUGCCAGGAAACCAAUACCAUGACACCCUGUGCACCUCCUGCAGGAUGGGUGGGAGCAACAGCACGCAGGGACCAGCUCCAGAGGACGAGGACUGCGAGCAAGCUUUGAUUGACUUUGUGGCAUACCAAAACAUCCCCCUGCGGAAGCUGAAGCGCCUGCAGCAAAUCCUGGAGCGCACACCUAAAAAGCAGGCCCAGGAAACCAAGGCAGUGGCUCAGGAGAAGCUGCGGGCUGUGCUCACACACCGCAAGCAGGAGAACUCAGCCGUCAUCACAGAGCUGCUGGCCGCGCUCCGGGCCACCAAACUGACCUCCAUAGAGAAGAAGGUGCGGGAGCGCUUUCUCUCCUAGUGGGAAUACAGAAUGGACUCUUAGGGUUGCUUUUUUUCUUCUUCUUCUUUCUUUUUUACCAUGGUUUCAUUAAUUUAUUAAUGUUUCAAAAACGAACUGGAGAGGCAACGUGGAUGAGCGCUGCGUUGUGCCGCGCGUUGGGUGCUCCUCCAGUGUGCCAGGAGCAUCUGCAAUCCAUCAGCAAAGAAACACUUCCAGCAGCUCACUGCAGGCCUGAGCCUGGCUUAGUUCUGAGCUCUAUGAGUUUGGGUUUGGGCUGUCAUUGUGUAGCUGGGUUGAUGAGGCCCUUGGGUCUCAUCGUGGGUAUGGGUGGUGAUGGGUCAACAGUUGGACUGGAUGGUCUUGGAGGUCUUUUCCAACCUUAGUGAUGAUGUGAUUCUGGGAUUCAUUUGCUCUUGGCACACUGAGAAAGGAGUGGACUGCCUGAGACAGGCUGUGUGGAAGAUGUCCCAAAAGUCUGAGGUCCUGCUGGCUUUCAACUUAUUUUUGAGCUACCUGAUUUUAUACCAUGUGAGUUUUCUAAAGAAAGAAACCCAAGAGGUUAUUUUAUUACAUGAUCCUGUCACCACUGUCCUUUCCUGAUCUCACCGGGGAGAGGUGGAGCUGGGGGUCCCACUGCCUUCUGCAGGCACUGCUUAUCCUUAUGCCCACUUUGCACGUUCCUCACCUCAUGGGAACGUGACAUCAGCCACUAACAAAAGGGAACUGUGCACACAAAAAGCUCUGCACACCAAAUGGCACCGCACGCGAAGCAGCACUGCGCACAAAAUGACCAUUCAAACACAUCCCUAAGCUCAGCCCAGCUGUGUCACUGCUGGCUCUGAACCCAUGGGCACUGCCAUCAGCCACUGCUGUCCAUCCAUGCCUCGCUUCCCACAGGGCUUUUUUCAGUCACUUGUGGAUGUCACCAGCGAGCCCCAGCUGAGCACUGUGCAGCCUGUGGCAGGGAUGACACAAAGCUUGUUUCUUCUGCCUUGAAUGAGUUCGACUUUUUUAGGGUUCUUUUUGCUGAGUCGUUUCCAGGAAGAGCCUGGAGUUUGAAAUAGGAUGUUUGCCCCCAGGAAGUUGUUCAGAGCACGCUGAAACGCACGCUGAUGGGCAGUUCCUGCUCUGCCCACGUGCACCAGCGUGGACCAAUUGGGCUUGAUGACCUUAUAGGGUCUCUUCCAGUCUAAAUGAUGCUAUGAUCAGAGAGCAGGUAGCCACACUUUGGGAUGCUGGUCUGGCUCGGUGCUUUCUCCAGACAAAGAGGGUUUUUUUCUGUCCAUGAACAAAGACCUUUCUGGGGUGUGAGCCCACUGCUGAAUGGCUGCCUCCCCCUCAGGGUGUCGGGAUGCCCUGUGUUGCUUUUUCUGCCCAUAAGACAAAAUGUGGGGUUCCAAGUGAGCCCAGGUCUGAGCAGGCACUGGUUAAGGCUGAUCACAAAGCCAGACGUGUUGGUGCUCAGCCAGAUGAGUCCAUGCUCAGCCCUGAUGCUCUCAGCUCCACGUGGGCAUGCAGAGAGCAGUGCAGGAGCAGGGUCAGUGAUGCACGUGGGCUGUGCGGUGCGUUCCGUCUCACCCAGAACAACUGAGCUGGAGCAGAGCCCAGGAACACUUCCUGCAGCUGGAUGUUGGUGCUGAUAGGACUGUUUGGGUUUUUCCAGGUUGUACUGGGUUUUUUUUUUCUUUUUUUAAAGGCUGGUCUUAAUCCAUGCAGAUCUUUGCUCCAUCUAAUAGAGCAGAACUUUGUUCCCACUCUUGAGGUCUGCAAGAGCUGAGGAGCCUUGCAGACGUUGUGUGUGAUGCAGAAUGGAUGCAUGCCCUGCCCAUGGCAUGGUGUUCUGCUGCUGGGGCCCCCAAUGCCAGGUCAGAUCCUUCUCUGCUGCACCAGAGCUGUAGAUCUCAGCCAGCUGGCCUGUGUGAGGAUGCUGAGACAACAGGGGAUAACUCAGCCUAUAUCAGAUGCUACUUGGAGCUGACAUUGCCCUGCUGCUGUGAUGCAGGGCUGGUAAGGACCAGCUGUCAGUGCCAGCCUGGUAAGCAAGGCAGCUGCAUCCCUUUGUGUGGUUUCCAGGCAGGUGACAUUCUGUGCACCAUUUUGUGGUUGCGAUGGGAAGUGCCAGCCCUGCCUGCAGUGCAGUUCCAGUGGGGAUUUCUGCAUGGUGGAGCUUCUCCUUCGUGCAGGCUCUCAGAUAUCAUGGCAAGGGAUCUUCCUGAUCAACGCUGACCUUUAGAUCAGCAUGCAAAUGUGCCAGCAGGUGGAUGCUGCUUGGGUUCUGGGAAAUGGGGCUUUGCUGUGAGAUCCCACAGCAGUCCCAUGGUGCCGAAGUAACACUGCCUUCC